This is a messenger RNA of Euleptes europaea (tarantolino), 3992 nucleotides long. RefSeq names its product polyamine-transporting ATPase 13A3-like. Gene Ontology annotation, molecular function: ATP binding; ATP hydrolysis activity; P-type ion transporter activity. The record is from RefSeq and is a predicted model, not a curated record. NCBI's taxonomy places the organism in Eukaryota, Metazoa, Chordata, Lepidosauria, Squamata, Sphaerodactylidae. The transcript is spliced from 33 exons. The coding region runs from base 174 to 3950 and encodes 1258 amino acids. Gene Ontology annotation, cellular component: late endosome membrane. Gene Ontology annotation, biological process: intracellular calcium ion homeostasis; polyamine transmembrane transport.
CCCCCCCUCCCCGCGCCGGGAGAUGUGAUGAGGGACCCAGAGCGGUUCCUGAGGAGGCUGCCCACCUCUCCGUCCUGGAUGUGGCCGGUGGAUCCAGGACCCUACAGCUGACACAGUGACAAAGUUUGCCGAGCGUGGAGGUGGGGUAGGUGCGUAACCCACAGGAAGGAGACAUGGAGAGAACGGCCGAGACGUACGUGAACCGCAACGAGGAAGAUGAGAUGGAGAUCUCUGGCUACAGCCCCUGCUGCUGGAAACUGGUGCUGGUCUUGCUCGGCACAAUCUGCAGCGGGGGCUUCCUCCUCCUCUUCCUCUACUGGCUGCCAGAGCUGAGUGUGAAGUGGACCUGUCGUGCUGUGCCGCUGCGGGAUGCCCGGGUCGUGCUGCUGCAGACCACGGACGAGUUCCAGACUUGGUCCUGGGUCCGGGUGCGUUCCCUCUUUGCUCCCGGAUCCCAGCCCCUGGGCUUCCCACAGCUGUCGGAGAGCAAGAGGCCCUUGUGCCAGGCCAGCCAGCUGGAGGACUGGGAGGGCCAGGAGGGGCUUCUUUCCCAGCUGGCCAGUGGAGAGCUGGCAGAGAUCCGCUUCUUCGUCCACCACCACAUGCGCUACCUCUGGAGUGCCGAGUCCCAGUCUUUCCAGCGGCUGACAGCCCUGGAUCUGGGGCUGCCCUGUGCCUCCUUGCACACCCUCCAUGGGGCCGGUCUCCCGCGGAGCACCCAGGACUACAGGAGGCUUUUUUAUGGAGCCAACCAAAUCGACGUGCAAGUGCCUUCCGUCCCCAAGCUCCUCAUCAAGGAAGUGCUGAACCCCUUCUACAUUUUCCAAGUCUUCAGCAUGGUGCUGUGGUCCCUCGACGAUUAUUACUUGUACGCCUCGGCCAUCCUCUUCAUGUCUCUUGUGUCCAUUAGCUGCUCCCUCUACACUCUCCGGAAGCAAUACAUCCUUCUGCACGACAUGGUUGCCGCUCACAACAUCAUCCGUGUGACCGUGUAUCGGGGGCCCCAUGAGACGGAGGAGAUCUUCUCCACAGAGCUGGUGCCAGGGGACGUGCUGCUGGUGCCUCCGGGAGGGCUCAUGCUCCCGUGUGAUGCGGUGCUUCUGAACGGCACAGCCAUCGUCAACGAGAGCAUGCUCACUGGUGAGAGCGUCCCGGUCACCAAGACAGCUCUGCCGAAAACAACCCAAAGCGCCAACGGGCUACUCCGGGAUCCGGUGUACAGUCCAGAAGAGCACAAGCGGCACACACUCUUCUGCGGCACUUGCGUCAUCCAGACGCGGUACUACUCUGGGGAAGCGGUGCGGGCUCUGGUCAUCCGGACAGGUUUCUCCAGUUCAAAGGGGCAGCUGGUUUGCUCUAUCUUGUUCCCAAAGCCGACCGAUUUCCGCCUGUACAGGGAUGCCUGCAGGUUCCUCCUCUGCCUGGUGGGAGUCGCUGGGCUUGGAAUGUUGUACUCGGUGAUCCGCAGCAUUCAGCAGGGGGAGAGAGUGGGCCGCAUCAUCCUGGAAUCCCUUGACAUUUUAACCAUCACUGUGCCGCCAGCGCUACCCGCAGCCAUGACAGCAGGGGUGGUGUACGCCCAGCGGCGCCUACGCGGGAAGCAGAUCUUCUCUAUUAGCCCUCAGCGCAUCAACAUUUGUGGCCAGCUGAACUUGAUGUGCUUUGAUAAGACGGGGACCCUGACCGAGGAUGGGCUGGACCUCUGGGGUUUUGUACAAGCACAGAAUGGCAGCUUCCUCCCAGUAGGGCAGGACGUCCGUGCCCCUGGUCUGUCCGGCUCUCCCUUGGUUGCUGCCAUGGCUUCCUGCCACUCUCUCACCACUAUUGGAGGGCGUCUCUCAGGGGACCCCCUCGACCUCAAGAUGUUUGAAGCCACUGGAUGGGUGUUGGAAGAGCCCACUCAGGAAGAGACAGCUCUGCAUGACCAAAUCCAGCCCACCGUUGUCCACCCUCCUGACCAGACCCCUCCAGAAAUCCCGGAGGGAGCAUCUGAGGAUGAGGAGCUCAUGGAAUUGAUGAAACUCUACCAGAUUGGCAUCUUGAUGCAGUUCCCCUUCUCCUCGAGCUUGCAGCGCAUGAGCGUUGUGACGCGUACCCUGGGGGAGAAGAAGCUGGUAGCCUAUAUGAAGGGGGCUCCAGAGACUGUGGGCAGCCUCUGCCGCAAGGAGACGGUUCCAGACAAUUUCUCGGUUGUGCUGGAGUCGUACGCCCAGCAGGGCCUGAGGGUCAUCGCCCUGGCGAGCCGGCGGCUGGAGAACAAGCAUACCUGGCACAAGGUCCAGCAUGUGAGCAGGGACAUCAUUGAGUGCCACAUGGAGUUCUUGGGGCUUGUCAUGCUGCAGAAUAAGCUGAAGGCAGAGACGGUGCCCGUCUUGGCGGAGCUGCGCAGGGCGUGCAUUCGUCCAGUCAUGGUGACAGGAGACAACUUGCUGACUGCUGUCUCUGUGGGCCGGGAGUGCGGCAUCAUCCCAGCCAAGGGGAAGGUGAUUUUGACUGAAGCCCUGCCCCCCAGGGAUGGGCAGCCAGCCACCAUCAACUGGCAAUACGCAGAUGAGCUGCCUGCGGCCGAAGUCAUGGAGAAGGCAAGCAAGGAGGAGAUCAAACUCAUGCUGGAUGAGGAAGAACCUCCCCCGGCAACCCGGCAAAAUAUUGCAGAUACCAGUUACCACUUUGCUAUUGGUGGGAAAUCCUUUGCGGUCAUCUUGGAUCACUUCCCUGAUCUGUUAUCCAAGCUGCUGCUUUGUGGCACAGUGUACGCCCGCAUGGCCCCGGACCAAAAGACGCAGCUCAUAGAAGCCCUGCAGCAGAUGGACUACUAUGUGGGCAUGUGUGGGGAUGGAGCCAAUGACUGUGGGGCUUUGAAACGGGCUCAUGCCGGCAUCUCCCUUUCUGAGCUGGAGGCUUCCGUGGCUUCUCCCUUCACCUCAAAGACACCAAACAUAUCUUGCGUCCCAGACCUCAUCCGGGAAGGCCGUGCCGCCCUCGUGACCUCCUUCUGCGUCUUCAAGUUUAUGGCUCUGUACAGCAUCAUCCAGUAUCUCAGCGUCCUUCUUCUCUACUCUAUUAUGAGCAACCUGGGAGACGUGCAGUACCUCUUCAUUGACGUGGCCAUCAUCCUGUCUCUGGCUUUCACCAUGAGUCUGAACAGCGCCUGGCCUGAACUGGUCCCCCAGCGGCCGCCCACCGGCCUAGUGUCUCCUCAGCUCCUGCUCUCUGUGCUCACCCAGAUCCUUCUGUCGAUGGGCUUCCAGGUGGGGGCUUUUCUCCUCGUCCAGGGACAGCCAUGGUACCGCCACAAGGAGGACUGGCACUGCGGCCUCGUGGCCAACCUCACACUGGAUUCCAACAGCACGCCCCCCAGGAAUGUCACGGCAGGGCUGGAUCCCGAGGAGGAAGGGGACGACGCCACCUCCGUGCGCAGCUUUGAGAACACCACCCUCUUCUACGUCUCCUGCUUCCAGUACGUGGCGGUGGCGCUGGCCUUUGCCAAGGGUCGGCCCUUCCGACAGCCCACUCAUACCAAUGGUUUAUUUCUGGCCUCCCUGGUGGCCAUUUCCAGCUUCCUGUUGCUGCUUCUGCUGUGGCCGAUCCCUGCCCUGGAUGAGUUCCUGGAGCUGGACUGCAUCCCUUACGAGUGGAGACUGAUACUGCUGGUUUUGACGCUGAGCAACCUGCUGCUCUCCCUGUCCCUGGAGAACUUUGUCUGCGACUGUGACAUCCUGUGGCAACGGGUCUGCUACACGCAGCGGAAGUACGAACACCCGAACCAGGCCCCUUACCCUCAGCUGCAGCUGGAUGAAAUGGCCCCCGGCUACUCCUGCCGCCUGCACCCUCGCCCCCAGGCUAAGUACAAGCGCCUGGCCCAGGAGCUUCUCUUUGACCCCGACUGGCCUCCUCAGCCCAAGACCAGCACCAAGGCCCAGCUGCCCCCUGCUGAGAGCACCGCCUAGAGGCAGGCCCAGGCCCACGCUGCCCCAGGAAGGCUGCAGAAG